Messenger RNA from Lactuca virosa, 1289 nucleotides. The record is from the annotation of a GenBank genome assembly. Lineage: Eukaryota; Viridiplantae; Streptophyta; Magnoliopsida; Asterales; Asteraceae.
GAUUUAUUCGAAUCCAAACGUAUGCGGUAUUGGGUGAUCCGUCGCGUUAAGUCCUCAACCACACAUCCGUCUUCUCCGGUCCACGAGCGCUCAUAUCGUCAACGGAAAUCCCCAUUGAUGACUUGAUUUUUCUCUUCUCUUCUAUAUGAAAACACUGAGGAAACUUGGUUAGCUUGAAGAAGAUUAUCAAUUGUCAUGGGCACCGUCAUCGACUCUCAUUUCUUGGCACUCACAGCCAUCGUUACUUUUUGCUAUCAGUUAUCGUUCUUCGUAGUCACAGCACUUCUCAAAUUCGAUAAAGUCACUGAUUUUGCAGGAAGCACAAAUUUUGUCAUACUCGCUCUAUUAACAUUGAUUCUAAAAGGAUCAUGGCACGUUAGACAGGUGGUUUUGAGCUUCUUUGUUGUAGUAUGGGGUCUUCGCCUUGGAGUGUUUCUAUUAAUGAGGAUCUUGAAUUGGGGAGAAGAUCGACGUUUUGAUGAGAUGCGUGAAAAUUUGGGAAAAUUGGCGGUUUUCUGGAUCUUUCAGGCUGUAUGGGUUUGGACAGUAAGUUUACCUGUGACAAUUGUGAAUGCAAGUGACUCAAAUCCAGGAAUUGAAGCUCGUGACAUAAUUGGAUGGAUUAUGUGGGCUGUGGGCCUCACAAUUGAAGCCACAGCUGAUCAACAAAAGUUAAUGUUCAAAAAUUCUCCAGCAAACAGAGGAAAAUGGUGUGAUGCUGGAUUAUGGGGGUAUUCUCGUCAUCCUAACUACUUUGGCGAGAUUUUUCUUUGGUGGGGAAUCUUUGUGGGGUCUACCCCUGUUUUAGAUGUGGGGAUACCCCUGCUUGAGGUAUCUGCAGAUAAGAAGUAUGGAAACGUGGCUGCAUAUCGACAUUAUAAAAACACAACAAGUCCUCUCAUUCCACUGCCUCCUAUGGUGUAUGGAAGCUUGCCCUCAUGGUUGAAAGUAGGUUUCCUAUUUGAGCUUCCUUUAUACAACAAGAAUCUUCCUAAAGAAGAAGUGUUAGGCUGGAAGAGAGAUGGAAGUACUACAAAAAAUAGGCUGAUUGCUUGCUAGAUGCCUGGUGUAUGCUAUAGUUCGUUACAAUUUUCCUGCUACAAGUAUUUUUUAUUUUUAACAUCGUUUAAUGUUGUAAAGAGUGUUCCAUAACAUGUAUUGCCCAAAAUUAUAUAUUUAUUAUGCAACAUUAUUGAAAUCAUAGAUUGACUUUUUUGUUAUAGUCAAAAUGUUCUUUCUAGGCUUUCCAAAUUCCAUCUCUUGUCAUCAUAUAAUUGUAAACUAAUUAA